This is a messenger RNA of Microtus ochrogaster (prairie vole), 1744 nucleotides long. RefSeq names its product chromosome 6 C5orf52 homolog (gene C6H5orf52). NCBI's taxonomy places the organism in Eukaryota, Metazoa, Chordata, Mammalia, Rodentia, Cricetidae. The record is from RefSeq and is a predicted model, not a curated record.
CAGUAUAGAUAGUCGCUCGGCGUCCGCGCGCCCUUCCAGCAUGGUUUUUGGCGUAGCUAACCUUCCCGAGUCCUUCGCCGGCCUGUUAGGUUCCUCCACACAGCCCAGAAGGCCUUCAGUCAAAUGGGAUUUGGGCUCGAAUUUCGACUCUGUUGCCAAGGAGCCCACUGCCUCUGGCACGGACUUCCGGCGCGAGAGACUUGACAGCCAGCCGGAUCUCGGCCCCCGCGUCCAACCACAGAUCUACUUCCUGCGGCCGCGGCCGGCAAUUCCGAAGUUGUUGUUCAGCAUAUUGAAUUCCAGCGAUGCCAAUGUGAAGAAGCUUUUACCCAAGAGCCAUCUGUCUCGGGUGAUUAUUCGGGACAACCUCAAUGCACAGCGCAUCUACGAGAUGGAGAUGAAAGCUUCGGACAAGACCAAGAGAAAAAUGAGCCAUUUGUACGACCACCUGAAAAAGAAGUUCAUGACAGACCAGCUGAGGAAGAUGCUGCGUUGGAGGCGGGAGUCUCUGAGCACCCAGCAGUACUUGAAUAGGCAGCGGGUAGGCUCCACUUAGAUGGCAAGCCAGCCACCGUAGCAGUGGCAGAACGAUCUGCCCCGGAACACAAAACCACCCUGGUGAGAGCUGAGGGGCUGGAACUUGCUGUUCCUCCACCACUGUAGAGCAAUAAAGGGUUAGCAGCGGAUAGGACGAGAGCGCAAGUCCUCGGUUCCAGUCUGCUUUGCUCCACCAUCCCCUCCAUCCCAGUGAAAGACCUGCAGCCACCAAUGCUUGGUGGAAGAGGCGGAGUCAAGCCAGUAUUCCUGGUUUGUGCAAACAGGGAAACUUUUGCACCCACAUUUGCUUUCUCUUUUUCCCACUUCUUCUUUCCCUCCACCGUCCCCACUCCCUCCGUCUCCUUCAUGUCUACCCUUCCUUCCUUUCUUCCUCAUUUUGGUCUGGAGACAGCUCAGGGCUUACAUAUUCACAGGGAACAUGCUCUCCCCAGUCCCGGUGCACACAUCCCUGGUGACACAUCUGCCAGCUGUGCUGCGGCUGUUGACAUCUUAGAGGGAAAGGACUGAGCAAUGCCACUGUGCAACAUUCCAGUGGUAAGGAGGUCAGGGUGAGGCACCAAGUGGUGUUGUUUCUGCCACCUACCAGCUUGUAUGACCUUGGGACCUCUCUGGGCCCCUGUUUCCUCCUCUGAAAGAAUCAGGCAGGCAGUGAAAAGAUAACCUGCUUCAAGGAGCUGGCAGAGGGCAAGCGGCUGGCCUGGAGCUCAUCCUUUCCAACUGCUGUAACAAUGGCGAUACCCAUGGGCUCCCAGCCCUCCUGGUGCUUCUGCAAGACACCCUCAGACAUCUCAGACAUCCUGCUUCCUGUCUGCCCCUUCCCAGAGCCUGCUCAAGUCCCAUGCUUGCUUUUCUCAUUGACCUUGGGUUCCCAUGGGGGCUUCAUUCUGCCUGCAGUGUAGCACAGGUCUUGGUCCUUAGCCCUGGAUUAGAUUGUUUACCUUGAGAGCUGGAAGUAAGACCCCUCUCAGAUUUGAUACAGGUCUGUUUUGGACGCUUCUCCAACCAGCCCUGACGAUAGGCCACUCUUGUACCCAGAACCCACACCUGUGUCUGUGCCAAGUGUUUGACUGGCUCUGACUUGUUCACACACUUUUCUUCCUGGUCAGGCUGUGACACUGACGUCUCUAAUCACAGAUCUAGGAAAGGGAACAGGUAUUUGCUUUUAUUUUAUCCUAGAGAAUUUCAU